Messenger RNA from Puccinia graminis f. sp. tritici CRL 75-36-700-3, 276 nucleotides. RefSeq lists its product as uncharacterized. Bases 1 to 276 code for a protein of 91 amino acids. The record is from RefSeq and is a predicted model, not a curated record. The transcript has a single exon. NCBI's taxonomy places the organism in Eukaryota, Fungi, Basidiomycota, Pucciniomycetes, Pucciniales, Pucciniaceae.
AUGACCAAGGCAACACCUAGCGCCCCACUGACUCUUGGCUGUGACGAAUUCAUAUGGCGGGUCCACGCCUUCCUGGAUUCACAAGGUCUUUGUCAUUUCUGCAAGAGACACUGCGGCAAUGCCGCCGGGGCCUGUCCCGGGCCAAUCGACCGUUCAUACCUCAACAUCCCCAAUGAAUUCCAAACCUCGACUAAGCCUCUCAAUUAUGUGGCCCCCCGCGCCUGGAGCAAACCUACCACCAGCCCCGGACAAUCCUCUCAACCUCCAGCCGGCUGA